CACGCUUUAAGGUUCCUAUGGAGGGACAAGCCUACUGACCAACUAAAAACGUAUGUAAUGACAUCACUGCCGUUUGGGGCUAAUUGCAGUCCGUUUGUUAGUCAGUUUAUCAAAAACUUGAACGCGCGACGGUUCGAGUCAACUAUGCCGGAAGCUGUCGAUGCGAUAUGUAAUUCGCAUUACGUAGAUGACUACAUAGACAGUUUUGCAGACGAAGCCUCGGCCAUCCAAAUGGUAAGAAAUAUAAAUUCAAUUCACAGUGCCGGCGGUUUCGAGAUGAGAAACUGGACUAGCAACAGUGUCUCAGUUUUAAAUAGUCUGCCAAAUCAAACCUUAGGUACAGCGGCCGUAAGGUUUAAAGUCGAUCAGCAGCAACAAGGUGAGCGUACUCUCGGGCUAAUAUGGUAUCCAGUCGAUGAUAAGUUAACUUUCGACUUAUCAUUAAAACGGAUUCCCGAAAGUAUUGUCAACGGUGAUGAGCGUCCUACAAAGCGUCUUAUGCUUAGGGUAAUAAUGUCGAUUUUCGAUAUCUUAGGAUUCUUAUCUCCUUUCACCAUUCAGGGACGUAUUAUGCUGCAGGAUACCUGGCGAUUAAAUGUAGAAUGGAAUGAUUACAUUCCGGAUGCUAUUUACAACAAGUGGCGAAAAUGGAUUGACCUACUUAAGGUAAUUAGCGACAUACGUAUACCAAGGUGCUAUCAGUCAGCUAUUCGCAAUCACAACCACGGAGAUGUCGAGUCUCCAUCUGUGCGAGUAAGCGAGACGGCAGAUCACCCGAGCGGAGCAUCUGCUGGUACCCCGAGCGCGACGUUGCCGCUAUCGACGAUCGCGCCUGGCAACGGUGCGCCUACGUCAUGCGCUACGAAGGUCUACGAAUCCGUAGCAGAAGCUACAAGCGCUACGCGUACGGCAAAGGUAGGUUAUAAUAACUUACAAUUGCAUGUGUUUUGUGAUAGUAGUACUCGGGCUAUGUGUACUGUUGCUUAUUGGCGUUGGGAGAUAAAUGGUUGCAUUAAAGUUGCCUUUAUUGCCAGUAAAUGUAAAGUUAUGCCUGUGAAACCAUUGACAGUACCUGCACUAUUAGCCGCAAGGCUGGCUAAUACAAUAGGUAAGGAGCACAAGAUAGUUCCCGAGCGGCGUUACUUCUGGUGCGACAGUUCAACUGUGUUGCACUGGGUGCGUAACAAUACGCGCUCAUAUAAAACGUUCGAAGCGAACCGGUUGGGCGAGAUUGAUGAGUUAUCCCGCGUAGACGAGUGGAAUUAUAUACCUACAAAGCUAAAUGUAGCGGAUUUAGCUACGCGGGAGACUUUCGAUCAUGCUCAACUAGAUAAAUGGUUCGCGGGUCCGAAUUUUUUAUAUGAAGACGUAUCCUUAUGGCCAAAAGAUGUGAUUUUGUCACAGUCAGACGCCGUGUCGCCUGAAUGUGUUGCUGUCGUACACGACGGUUCAAUUGGACUGGCUGUACCGGACCCAUUGCGGUUUUCUUCUUGGUUGCGCUUGAAGCGGGCCACAGCUACGGUACUAGCGUUUAUCGACAGAUGCAAAGGUACUCAGAGUCAAGUCGACUGCGGUACUAUGGAACGAGCUGAAAGAUUGCUUAUACAGCACGCACAGGCGGAGUCCUUCGGCGAAGAUAUCGCCACUAUUAAAAAUGGUAAGCCAUUGCACCGCUCUAGUAGAUUGCUCUCUCUGUCACCGGUGUUGGACGAACAUGGUCUGCUGCGGGCGAGCGGCCGCAUCGAUGCUGUAACAGACGUACCUAUUGAUGUUAAGAGGCCGGUGAUACUCGAUGGUCGGCAUCAGGUGAGUAAGUUGAUCGUCCGAGAUUAUCACGUGAGGCUGGCGCACGGGAACCAAGAAACCAUAGUUAAUGAGGUAAAACAACGGUUCUGGAUCUUACGUCUAAGACCAACCGUGAAGUUCGUAGCAUCAUCCUGUAUGCUGUGCAGAAUUCGUAAGUGUCAACCGCGUAUUCCGCGAAUGGGGAACUUACCGAGGGCACGAAUGGCGCACCAUCAGCGCGCAUUCUCAUACUGCGGUUUAGACCUGUUCGGACCGAUGGAGGUCGUCGUGGGACGACGACGCGAGAAAAGGUAUGGAGUUUUGUAUACUUGCCUGACGGUGCGCGCGAUCCACAUUGAGCUAGUCUCCUCUCUGACUUCGGACUCGCUGAUAAUGUCGCUGCGUCGGAUGGCGGCCAGGCGUGGCUGGCCAUCACACCUGUUCUCCGAUAACGGGACAAACCUGCGUGGUGCCUGCACUGAGCUGCAGCGAUCGAUGCAGGAACUGAACGCCGAAGAGCUGAAAAGCUACGGUGCCAACAAAGGUAUGGAGUGGACUUUUAUCCCUCCCGCUCCAUUGGGGUGGGGCGUGGGAGAGGCUAAUUCGUAG
This is a messenger RNA of Cydia amplana, 2394 nucleotides long. RefSeq lists its product as uncharacterized. The transcript has a single exon. Gene Ontology annotation, molecular function: nucleic acid binding. The record is from RefSeq and is a predicted model, not a curated record. Lineage: Eukaryota; Metazoa; Arthropoda; Insecta; Lepidoptera; Tortricidae. Bases 58 to 2394 code for a protein of 778 amino acids.